CACCGCGAGUGCGCCCCAAUGCACGACCCGGCGGUCCCGCCUGCGCCCCUCCGGGUCGCGGCUUCAUACAUAAUCCACCAGCCUCCGACGGACCAUGCCCAUCGACCUCGGCUUCGGUGACAGAAGCCCCCUUCAAGCCCGCAGCGCAAUUCGCAGCGGUCAAAGCCAAGCAUGGUCUGGAGGAACAUCAACGCCGUCAUAGACGGGAAGCUCUACCUGGGCACGAUCGACGCUGCCAUCUCUCCCAGGACGCUCGCUGACAGGCGUAUCACGCACAUAGUCUCCGUGGGCUCCGAGCCCAUCCCCGCCGACAACCCCGCCUCGGGCAUCCGCCACCUGCGCAUCCGCGUCGAGGACGUCGACUAUGCCGACCUACUCAUCCACAUGCCCGUCGCGUGCCGCUUCAUCCACGAGGCCAUCAACGCUGGCGGCGUAGUGCUCGUGCACUGCGUCCAGGGCCUCUCGCGAAGCGCCACGGUCGUCGCCGCAUACUUGAUGUACUCUCGCCGCAUCGAAGCCAGCGAGGCUAUGGAGAUCGUUCGCCGAGCGCGUGAACAGGUGUGGAUCAUCCCGGGCUUCCAGGAACAACUCGUCCUCUUCGCGCUGUGCCAGUACAAUCCGUCCCCGAGCGAAGGGAUCUACGUCCGCUGGCGCCAGAAGAUCGAUCGCUUCCUCCAAGGCCAGCAGGCCCAGGGCGCCCGUCAGUAGCGGCCAAAACCAGGAACCCCGUGCAAGGCGAUACACACGGCCACUCUAUAUUGCCCUCUUGAAGGAGCUGAACACCGAUGCACAUAUACCACCUAGAUGUUGGGAUACGGUCCUCUUGCUUUCCAUUAUCCUGUUGCUGCUACUACCCAGGUCUCUCGUUUUGUUGUCUGUUGUAGCACCAAGCCACGCUCGCUUCCCCGACUCGUCUGCUACUAAUACUCUACACUGCUCGUAUUCCCCCGACCCCCGCUCUCUGUCGUACCCGUAAUUCCACCUCUGACAUUCCUUGACGGAAUGCCCUCGUAUU
This is a messenger RNA of Trametes versicolor FP-101664 SS1, 1015 nucleotides long. RefSeq names its product phosphatases II. Gene Ontology annotation, biological process: protein dephosphorylation. The coding region runs from base 172 to 708 and encodes 178 amino acids. Gene Ontology annotation, molecular function: protein tyrosine/serine/threonine phosphatase activity. Lineage: Eukaryota; Fungi; Basidiomycota; Agaricomycetes; Polyporales; Polyporaceae. The record is from RefSeq and is a predicted model, not a curated record. Gene Ontology annotation, cellular component: nucleus. The transcript is spliced from 5 exons.